Messenger RNA from Trypanosoma rangeli, 2361 nucleotides. RefSeq names its product putative cysteinyl-tRNA synthetase. Gene Ontology annotation, molecular function: cysteine-tRNA ligase activity; ATP binding. Gene Ontology annotation, biological process: cysteinyl-tRNA aminoacylation. Bases 1 to 2361 code for a protein of 786 amino acids. Lineage: Eukaryota; Euglenozoa; Kinetoplastea; Trypanosomatida; Trypanosomatidae. Gene Ontology annotation, cellular component: cytoplasm. The record is from RefSeq and is a predicted model, not a curated record. The transcript has a single exon.
AUGAGUGGUCGUGAGGAGCAGCCACGUCUGGCGGAUGGACUGAACGCUGCGGAGCCGGUACGGCGUCCGCGGCAUCCGUCGUGGUAUCCGCCUAUGCGCGACGACGGGAAGGGGCUGCGCUUGAUGAACUCCCUGACGGAAUGCGUGGAGCCGUUCACCCCACGUGUGGGGCGGCUAGUGCGGUGGUAUAUGUGUGGGCCUACCGUCUACGACGUCGCCCAUAUGGGUCACGCCCGUGCCUAUUUAACCUUUGACAUUUUGCGCCGCAUCAUGGAGGACUACUUUGGCUACCAGGUCUUGUAUCAAAUGAACAUCACCGACAUUGACGACAAAAUAAUCAAGCGGGCCCGUAUUGGGGCGUUGCUGAAGUGGUUUCGGGAGGAUGUGCUGCAGGGACGUGACAUGGCGCGGCUCGUCGCCUUCACGGCCGAGUCGGAGACGGCGGCGGUUGCUGCCUUGGCUGAGACGCGGCGCAAGCUGUCGGAGGCGUUGCCGGACGCCACCCCGAGUCGCGUCAAGGCGGAACGUGAGGAGAAGUUGAUGGAGCUUGCGCUGAAGGAGUCGCAGCUGCAUGCAACACGGGAACGCAUUGUGUCGGCGACGGCGUCUGGCGACUUUGAGGCGCUCUUCACCGCGGCAUCGGGGAUUAACGGUGAUCUGCUGGAUGAGCGCGAGGGGCAGGGGGUGACAGAACAACGCAUCUUUGAGGACCACGCGCGUUUGUAUGAACGUCUCUUCUUUGAGGACAUGCGGCGCCUUGGCGUUCGCGACCCGGACGUCGUCACACGCGUGACGGAGUACGUGCCGGAGGUGGUUGACUUUAUUCAGCGGAUUAUGGAUAAUGGCCUCGCCUACCGCGGCACAACCUCCAUUUUUUUUGACACCGCUGCCUUUGCGCGGGCAGGGCACGAUUACCCAAAGCUAAAGCCAGUGAGUGAGCGCGGCGAGAGUAACGCGACAGAGGCGGAGAUGGCGGAGGGCGAGGGGGCGUUGAGUGCGGGUGUCGCCGGUGAGAAGCGGAGCGCGAACGACUUUGCGCUCUGGAAGUUCUCGAAGCCCGGGGAGCCGCGUUGGCCCUCGCCUUGGGGUGAGGGACGCCCCGGUUGGCACAUUGAGUGCUCCGUCAUGGCGUCUGAUAUACUUGGCACAAACAUGGACGUACACAGCGGCGGCUGGGACCUGAAGUUUCCCCAUCACGACAACGAGUGUGCGCAGAGCGAGGCGUGUCACAUGCAGCACCAGUGGGUGAACUACUUCCUGCACUGCGGGCACCUGCACAUUAAGGGGCUGAAGAUGAGUAAAAGCCUUAAGAACUUCAUUACGAUCCGGCAGGCGCUGGACGAGCUCGGUGUCACACCACGCGUAAUGCGGCUGCUGUUCCUUUCGAACCACUGGGGAAAGUCGAUGAAUUUCUCCGAUCAAAGCAUCGAUGAGGCAAAGGAACGGGAACGCGUUCUGCGUGCGUUCUUUGGAAGCGUCGAUGUGGUGCUGCGGAAAGACACCUGGGGCGAGACGCAGGGCUUCAACUCCCACGACCGCCGCCUAAGUGAGUUGUGGUUAACCGUCGAAGACACCGUCCACUGCGCGUUGCAGAAUAACUUUGACACCCCUGCUGCAAUGGACGCCCUCAUGGAGCUUGUGAGUGCGACAAACCAGUACCUCCUUAGCGGGGAGCGCCCGAGUGUGACGCUAGUGCAGAAGGUGGGCCGCUACGUCACCCGCAUGCUGCGGGUCUUUGGCGUAGCUGAGGGGGGCGACGUUGUUGGUUUUGGGGUGCGGCAGGGCACGGACGACCGACUCGUGACGGUCAUGGACGCUCUUCUGCGCCUCCGCGAUGGCGUGCGUGACGCGGCGAAGGAGACGAAGAGCACCAGAACGUUUUUGCCGCUUUGCGAUGCGGUUCGCGACGAGUGGUUGGUGCCUGCUGGAAUCCGCAUCGAAGACAAUCCCGCAGGACGCACGACGUGGAAGCCAGACGACGUGGCGACGCUUCAGCGCGAGGUGGCGGAGCGAAAGACGCAGCAGGCGACCGAGCGGCGCACGACUCUCGUGAAUCAAAUCGAGACAAAAAGGAAGUCGACGGAGAAGUGGCGUCAGUACGUGUGCCCACCGCAGCAGUACUUCCGCACGCGGGACGCGGAGAAGAAGAUGUACGCCGCCUUCGAUGAGACGACGGGGCUUCCGACGCAGCUGGUGGCGACAGGCGCGGCGGUCGCGGAGAAGGAGCAGAAGAAACUCGCCAAGGAGCUUGCGAAGUACGCGAAGCUGCACGAGGAGUUCGCCGCAAAGGGCGGUGAGAAGUGGCUGGCGGAGCAGGAGCGGGAGCUGGAGGAGCUUACGGGGGCCCUCAGCCGCCUUUGA